This is a messenger RNA of Cavenderia fasciculata, 2298 nucleotides long. RefSeq lists its product as uncharacterized. Lineage: Eukaryota; Evosea; Eumycetozoa; Acytosteliales; Cavenderiaceae. The coding region runs from base 1 to 2298 and encodes 765 amino acids. The record is from RefSeq and is a predicted model, not a curated record. The transcript has 2 exons.
AUGAACUCACCAGACCAACCACAACACGAAGAUUACAUUAAAUUGAAAACUCUCAUUUUUCAACCACCUUUCGAAAAAAUCAAAAGCGUUGGUUUGGAAUGGGAUUUGUUGUCGGCUAGUAAAGAGGUGGAGUCUAUGAGACAGCAGCUGGAGAUUGCACAAGACACUGUUAGAGAUUACCAACUGUAUGCUCGGACGUUGGACCAUAGAUUCGUGUCUAUGGGUGGCGACGAGUUGAAAUGGGGGUGUGACGCAAUCGACCACAAUACUCUGCAAGACGGCGACCAUGCUGUCGAGGACAUGUCGAGGAACGGCGCACCCCUCACCAUCCCCAUCGAGACAUUAAAGAGAAUACACGAAAACAAUAUUAGAGGAACAACAGACAUCCCACCUCCACAAUGCAAGUCAUCGCCACUCGAUGCACUCCCACAAAAGAAACCAACCAUCAAACUCAUGUGUUCAAAGUUUCAAUUCAAUUAUAUGGAUCGUUUUCAAUUUGGUUCAAUCCCUUCUCCUAGAGACAUGAUUGCUAGUAAUAGUAAUAAUAGUAAUAAUACUACACCUGCUACUACCUCAAAGGGUAGUUUUAUUGGUAGUAUAUUUAAAUUCAAUACUUAUGAAUAUAUUAUAUUCGAGGAAGUAUUUUUGGAUGAAAAGAAUGUGGCGCCAAGUUUUGGUAGUGCGUGGGGAGACUUUAACGAUGAUGGGUUGCCCGACCUCUAUGUCAACAAUCAUUAUUGGGCACCGGCACUAUACAUUAAUCAAGGUGAUGGUAGCUUUAAAGACAUGUCAAGAGACGUGUUUCCAAGCGCGCAGCAACUUCGGUUCCUCGACAAACACGGGUCUGCGUGGGCCGACUUUGACAAGGACGGACAACUCGACCUGUUCGAGACGACCGGCGCCAUGUACGGAACGGCAUCCAUCCCAAACAACCUCUACCGCAACGACAAACAGAUUCUGACAGAUGAAGCAGAGGCAAGAGGUGUCGACUAUCCAUUUGGACGUGGUCGUACUAUAUCAUGGCUCGACUAUAAUAUGGAUGGACACUUGGACGCAUUCAUCGCGACGCAAAAGAGAAGUGAUGGUAAAGGACGAUCGAUGCUAUUCCGUCAAAACGGAAACACCAAAACAUUUGCACCAGUCACCAACGCAUUUGACAUUGACUCGAAUACACUAUACGCAAGAAUGAUUGAUAUCGACAAUGAUGGACGAUUAGAGUUAUUCAUUCUAUCCUUUUCAUUUCCAUUCAAAGUGUAUCACGUGCCCGAUGAUGACUCUGAAUCCGAUCCCAAACCAUUUAAAGAUGUCACUACUCGAUUCUUUCACCUCAACCAAACUGCCAUUUCAGAAUACGCUCAAAAAAUAUAUGCUCAACCAAAUAACGAAGAUGAAAAUGAUGAAGAGGGUGAAGAAGAAGAACAAGUUAAACCAAAAAAGUUACAAUCAACAGGAUGGUUACCACCACCACCUGAAACUGGAUUCUAUUCAGUGAUUGCAGAUACUGUAUUUGGUGAUUUGGAUAAUAAUGGAUAUCAAGAUGUUAUACUUUCAAGAAACUAUUAUGGUGAGUGUAUUGUCACUGUGUUUUACAAUCUCGGCAAACAAGAGGGAUCUAAACAACUGACAAACUGGCACAUUGUAGAGAUAUUUAGAGAGAGUGGUAUAUCGUGCGGGUCGCUUGGUAUUGGUGACUUUGACAAUGACCUCGAUCUAGAUAUUAUCCUACUCACCUAUUACACCUACUCGAAUGCUCCCAAUGUAUUUUUCGUCAACCACUAUGAAAACAUUGACAUGGACAAGAAUCCACCCUCCCCAGACAACAACUAUCACCGUGGGGUAUUUGGCAUCAGACGUGAUGGCAUGGGUGCUGCAGGCAGUACAUUUGGACGUGCCGAGAGUAUAUCGAUUGCCGACUAUGACUUGGAUGGUCGUCUCGACAUUUUCAUCACCAAUGGUAAGGGAUCACCCCCUUUUGACAUUGGUCCCAACCAACUAUUCCACAACGUACUCCCGUACAAUCGUAAUUGGAUCCAAAUCAAUGUCAUUGGAAAAUCAGAUAAUCCACAUGGAUUUGGUGGUCGUAUCAUAAUCAAAGCCUGUUCGAAUCGAUUGGAACGUGAUAUUGACAAUGGCGUCCAUUUCUCUGCACAAAACUCUUUCCGUGUCCAUUUUGGUCUCGGAGGUUGUAAAUAUAUACAGGAACUAACUAUUUGGUGGCCUGCUCUAAACAAAAUCCAAACAUUCACAAAUUUGAAAUCAAAUCAAAUCUUUACAAUCAAAGAAAGUUUAUUUAAAUAA